AUGCAAGAAAUAUGCCCGAGGGCAAUCCUUGACGAGGUGGACGCCGGGAACAUGGCGCGCGCCAAGUGCAGAGGAUUCAUCGGCUACGGCGAGCAGCGCUGCGUCAACUUCAACGGCAGUCUACAUGUCGGCAUUAUCCCCUUCAUCGACUACGGCGAGCAGCGCUGCGUCAACUUCAACGGCAGUCUACAUGUCGGCAUUAUCCCCGUGCACCUGGCAGGCGACGGCGCCCUCGCCGCCCGCAGCGACACCUCCGCUGGCUCCGACCGCGACCGCCACUCGGACACCGACGAGGAGCGGCGGCGAGCCCGGGACCUCUCCCUGGACCUCGAGCCCGCCUGGCCCGCGGGCCUGGGCCUCCCCCCGGGGCUGGCGCCCCCGGGGCUCGAGCUCGAGCGCGAGGUGGGCGCGGCCGCCCCGGCCGGGCGCACGCCCCUCCGCAGCCGUGCCGCCGCGUUCGCGCCCCUCCGCAGCCAGGCCGAGCCCUUCGUCCCGAAGGGCCUCCGGAUGAUGGGCCAGCGGCCCCGGCUCGGCGGCAGCGGCCCGAAGUCCCCGCAGUGGACCACGGUGAUGCUACGCAACGUCCCCCAGUCCUACACGUGCGACUCGCUGAUCACGGAGUCCAUGGGCUUCUCUCCGUGGGUCGACUUCGUCUACGUCCCCGUGAAGCGCACCGAGAUGCUCGGCGUCGGCUACUGCUUCGUCAAUCUCACCACGGCGGAGCGAGCGGAGGAGUUCAAGCUCGCGUUCGAGGGCUUUGUUGACUGGCCGUCGUCGUUCUCCACGGAGGCGUGCGCCACGCACUGGAGCGUCUGCCAGGGCCUCAGGGAGAAUGUGAAGCGCUAUCGGAACAGUCCCCUGAUGAGCGAUGACGUGCCGGCCUUCUUCAAGCCGGUUCUCCUGAAGAAUGGCGUGCGGAUCCCGUUCCCGCAGCCCACGAAGAAGGUGAAGCCGCGCCGCGCGUACAAGGGCCAGGGGCCAGAGGAGUGCGAGCCCAGCGACUAGAAUCACGUCGUGUACCCUCGUGCACCCUGGUGCACCUCGGGCACCCUCGUGCACCCUCCUCCACCCUCGUGCACCCUUGUCCGCCCUUCUCCCGACCUCC
Molecule: messenger RNA, 1105 nt
Organism: Prorocentrum cordatum
Lineage: Eukaryota; Dinophyceae; Prorocentrales; Prorocentraceae
Source: the annotation of a GenBank genome assembly